This is a messenger RNA of Scleropages formosus (Asian bonytongue), 2719 nucleotides long. RefSeq names its product heat shock protein 90, alpha (cytosolic), class A member 1, tandem duplicate 1 (gene hsp90aa1.1). The record is from RefSeq and is a predicted model, not a curated record. Gene Ontology annotation, biological process: protein folding. The transcript is spliced from 11 exons. NCBI's taxonomy places the organism in Eukaryota, Metazoa, Chordata, Actinopteri, Osteoglossiformes, Osteoglossidae. The coding region runs from base 166 to 2343 and encodes 725 amino acids. Gene Ontology annotation, molecular function: ATP binding; ATP hydrolysis activity; ATP-dependent protein folding chaperone.
UGGAACUCUCUGCAGGAGAACAUCUAGAAAGUUGACCAUCAAGUAUAAAACUGGAGCCGCAGGCCAGAGGACGUAGAAGAGCGCAGCUACAGCGUGACCUCGACCGGGGAAGCACACAGGGAAGAGCUAGGGGACACAGCAGCUCGUGGCACACCUCUCCCCAAGAUGCCGGAAAAAGCCAGUUCAGAGGCCAUGGAAGACGAAGUGGAGACCUUUGCCUUCCAGGCAGAGAUUGCCCAGCUGAUGUCCUUGAUCAUCAACACCUUCUACUCCAAUAAAGAAAUCUUCCUCCGAGAGCUCAUCUCCAACUCUUCAGAUGCUCUUGACAAGAUCAGAUAUGAAAGUUUGACUGACCCCUCCAAACUGGAUUCCUGCAAAGAGCUGAAGAUUGACAUCAUCCCUGACCAACUUACACGUACACUGACCAUUGUUGACACCGGCAUUGGGAUGACCAAGGCCGACCUGAUCAACAACCUGGGUACCAUCGCAAAGUCAGGAACCAAAGCUUUCAUGGAAGCCUUGCAGGCAGGGGCUGAUAUCUCCAUGAUUGGUCAGUUCGGUGUUGGUUUCUACUCUGCAUACUUGGUGGCAGAGAAGGUGACAGUCAUCACAAAGCACAAUGAUGAUGAGCAGUACAUGUGGGAAUCUGCAGCAGGUGGAUCCUUCACCGUCAGACCUGACAACAGUGAACCCAUUGGUCGUGGUACCAAAGUGAUUCUUCACCUCAAGGAGGAUCAGUCAGAAUAUAUUGAGGAAAAGCGCAUCAAAGAAAUUGUGAAGAAACACUCACAGUUCAUUGGCUACCCAAUAACACUCUUUGUGGAGAAACAGCGUGAGAAGGAGGUAGAAAUGGAUGAGGAUGAUACUUCGGAAGAAGUAAAAGACACACAAGAGCCCGACAAAGACAAGCCCCAAAUUGAGGAUGUGGGGUCUGAUGAGGAUGAAGACUCUAAACAGGCAAAAAGCAAGAGAAAGAAGAAGAUCAAGGAAAAGUACAUUGAUGCCCAGGAGCUGAACAAGACUAAGCCUAUCUGGACAAGAAACCCUGAUGACAUCACCAAUGAGGAAUAUGGCGAGUUCUACAAAAGUUUAACUAAUGACUGGGAGGACCAUCUGGCAGUGAAGCACUUCUCAGUGGAAGGCCAGUUGGAGUUCCGUGCCUUGCUCUUUGUCCCAAGAAGGACUGCCUUUGACUUAUUUGAAAACCGCAAGAAGAGGAACAACAUCAAACUAUAUGUGCGCAGGGUCUUCAUCAUGGACAACUGUGAAGAGCUUAUACCUGAGUACCUCAACUUCAUCAAAGGUGUGGUGGAUUCUGAAGACCUUCCUCUGAAUAUUUCAAGAGAGAUGCUGCAGCAAAGCAAAAUCCUGAAAGUGAUCCGCAAAAACCUGGUGAAGAAGUGCCUGGAGCUCUUCACAGAACUUGCUGAGGACAAGGACAACUACAAGAAAUUCUAUGAGCAGUUCUCCAAGAACAUCAAGUUGGGCAUCCAUGAGGACUCUCAGAAUCGCAAGAAGCUGUCGGAACUUCUGCGCUACUAUACUUCAAACUCUGCAGAUGAGAUGGCUUCCUUAAAGGACUAUGUGUCCCGUAUGAAAGAAAACCAGAAGCACAUCUACUACAUUACAGGAGAGACAAAGGAUCAGGUGGCCAACUCGGCUUUUGUUGAACGUUUACGCAAGGCUGGGCUUGAAGUGAUCUACAUGAUCGAGCCCAUUGAUGAAUACUGUGUCCAGCAGCUCAAAGAAUACGAUGGAAAGAAUCUACUAUCUGUCACAAAAGAGGGCCUAGAACUGCCUGAGGAUGAGGAUGAGAAGAAGAGGCAAGAGGAGCUUAAGACUAAAUUUGAAAACCUCUGUAAAAUCAUGAAAGACAUUCUGGACAAGAAAAUUGAAAAGGUCGUGGUCUCCAAUCGCUUAGUAGCAUCGCCAUGCUGCAUCGUGACCAGCACCUAUGGCUGGACUGCCAACAUGGAGAGAAUCAUGAAGUCUCAAGCUCUGCGCGAUAACUCCACCAUGGGCUACAUGACAGCCAAGAAGCACCUGGAGAUCAACACCGAGCACCCCAUCAUUGAGACCCUCAGACAGAAGGCCGAGGCUGACAAGAAUGAUAAAGCAGUGAAGGACCUGGUGAUUUUGCUUUUUGAGACAGCCUUGCUCUCCUCUGGUUUCACCCUAGAAGACCCACAGACACAUGCAAACCGCAUCUACAGAAUGAUCAAACUUGGCCUAGGAAUAGAUGAUGAUGACACAAAUAUUGAAGACAUGAUUCAGCCCAGUGAAGAUGACAUGCCUGUUCUAGAAGGUGAUGACGAUACAUCACGAAUGGAAGAAGUAGACUAAAACCACCCUCAAAUAAACAGCUUUGUGGAAAUAUUAUGUAAUGAUCUUUAUUUUGUUACUAGACAUAUUAAUAGUAUUAUUUUAUUAAAUGAUCAUUGUUCCAAGGUAAAAGAUCAUCUUUAAAUUAUGAUUUAUUAUGAUUUGCUUCUGCAUGUUGAGUCUAUUAAUCUCUGAGUAGUUGAGGAUUAUAUGAAGCUUUGAAAAAAAGAUUGGAGAAUACCUGAAAUUUUUAAUUUAUGGGUACAAUCAGAUGUACACCCAGUAGAAAGGCAUCAGUCUAUUUUCUUACGGUUAUUAAUUUGUGCUAAUUUAUUGUGUUAUUAAAUGCUUUUAUAUAUAAAUGUUUUUAUUGUUUAUAAUUAAAACAGGCGGAAAA